AUAACUGCUUGAUUGCUGGAUUUACACAAGCGUAUUACGACGAAAUUUAAGCCGGAAAAUAACUUAGGCCGUGAGGUUAGCGGCAAGUUGUGAUCAGAUUUCAUCGUUGAGUGCCUGAACGUGUCCACUUUAAAUGCCAAAUUAAACCGAAUAAGCGCCGUUUUGGCCAGAGCCCUCAAUUUUGCUUGGCGUUGGUGGAGGAGCAACAGACGUCUGGCCGGAAAAGCGGGAAAAGCCGGCUAAGAAAACUGACGGGGAGAUGGAUGGAUGUGUGAGGGACAUCAACUAAUUGAAAUUGCGCGCCAAUUUUGUGGCUAAGCCAGAGUCUGAGUCACAGUCGGUUGGAACUGGGAGUUAGGCAGUGUUGGCCAAGUGUCAUGCGCAGAGAUACGAUGGUUGGGAACACCGAGUUCGGGCCAAGAACCGAAAAGCGUUCGUGCGUUGUCGUUGGUCGGGAAGCACAACAAAUUGGAACUACUGGGGAUGUGCGUGUGUGGAUUCAGUCGUCGCGUCGCGUCUCGUCUCGUCUCGUCUGGCCAAAAAAUAUCGGCUAGGCGAAGUGCUGUGCAGUUAACGUCGGUAUCUGCAGGGCCUCGCAUCGUCGGCGGCGCGUUAGUUGUCGAGCAGCGGUCCAACGGUGCGUAUGCGUAUUUCGAACGGUCCACGGUGCGUAUGCUCAACGUUCAGCGCGUUGUUUGACCCACAGCGCUGAGCUGUCUACUCCGUUUCCGUUUCCGAAAUUCUGAUUCGAGAAUCGCGUGGUUUGUCGUGUUUUUGCGUCUUCCUCUCGUUUGUUGUGAGUCUUCUUCGCGCGAUUAUUUUUCUGGCUAAAACCGCGUUUUCACCAAUUGCUGCGCUACUUUUGUUCUCUUUUUUUUUUUUGUUGUUUUUUUCUGGGUUCGAAUUGUACGGCAUGAAAUCAGCAAAAUCAACCAAGGCAAGACCCUAGUGAGAGUGUGCUAGUGAGAUACCCGAGAGUGUGUGUGCGAUGUCGGUGUUCGGUUACCAUUGAUGAAUGGCAAACAAAUUUAAUCAGCCAAUGGCCGGUGAAUAAUAAAGCCAAGCAACAAAGAAAGAGAAGAAAAACAAACCGCUUCAAGCCAAAAUCCAACCACACGUGUAUAUUAAUUUCAUUUGAAAAGCGUUAAUUCGGUUAAGCACUUAAAGCGACCGGGGCCGGUGGUCCACAUGGACUGGAUGCGGAGCCAUGCCGCGUUGACAGCGUCCUCGUCAUCCGUUGAGCAAUCCGCCGGACAAAUUGGCCCACGCGGGGCACCUGCCUAGUUUGAGUCGCAUCCAGCGUAUCGGGAUACUUCCAGGCCAUCAUGUCCAGCAGUCACUCCGGCACAAUGGGCCGUAAGCGGGCGGGCAGUGGCAGUGCUGCCGGCAGUGAGUAUUACUAUGCUUCCGGCGGACUGGCCGGACUUGCAGGACUUCCAGGAUCGGGCAGCGGAGGCGGAGGCGGUGGCGGUGGCGUCGGUGGAGGAGAGCAAUUGCGACGCCAGCGAUCCGCCGAGUGGCACAGUCACGGUCGACACAGUCACGGCCACGGUCACGGUCACGGUCACGGCCUGGGUCACGGCCUAAGUCACGGCAUGGGGCACGGCUACGGCAGCAGCAGCGAGGACGAGUACCAGAACACCGGACAGACGACGGCCUUCGACACCCAGCUGCUCGCCCAGCUGCUGCUGCAGAGUCAGCAAUUGGCAAGCAUGGAGCACUAUAAUUCGGACUGCGAGCCGGACUACCUGAGACAGCGCGAUCGUCACCUGGAGGACGCGCCAUUGGACGAUGCCCCGCCCCCCGUGGCGACCGCCCCCGAGGUGACCUACGCCCAGCCGCACCAGCAGCGCUCCUCGAUGGGAUCGCCACUGAAGUUGGUCUCCACCGUUUCGGCGGGCAAAUACCAAUCGAACGCGAACUUGGGCCUGUUUCCCAACAGCAGCAGCAGCGGUGGCAGCAGCGUUCAGAAUGCAGCCACUGCCAAUACGCCGCGCAGCACGAACCCCUUCCUCAGCUCGAAGUUUUCGGAGGAGGAGAACGCGCUGGACAACAUCCUGAAAACAUCGGCUUCGUCCUCGACGGCGGCCUCCAGUAAUCGCAGCCAUCGCAACCGCAACACACUGAAUCGCCUGAGUGGCAUGACCAGCUCGAGCAGCGAUUCGCAGACCCACCAGCAACUGCAAAUCGCACAGCAGCAGCAGCAGCAGCAGCAGCAACAGAUUGCUGCGGUGAAGCAGCAACUGCUGCCGCCGGAGGACAGCGGCGACGAUGAGUUCGUCCUGGGCUCCCUAAACGUGGACUUGGACAUGGGCAACGUCAAUGGCAACGUCAAUGGCAAUGGCAACGGCAACGGCAACUACAGCAGCGGCGGCGAGUCGGAGGAACCGCCGCCGGAACCGGCGCCCCCGGAAAUACCGCCGCGCACCCAGUCGCUCCUCAUGUCCCUACGCAAGCACUCCGACUACAAGCUCAAGUACGAGGAGAAGGGCGACCAGAAGCACGAGGAGUUCAUACCCACCAGCCAGCUGCAGAAGGAUUAUAUUAUCAGCGAUAACCUCCGCUCAGAUCAGCAGCUUAAGCCUCAUUCACCAGGCGACUCAAAUGGACUGGGCGGCCACCCACAACAGAUGCCGCAGAGCAUGUCAACUGGCAGCAACACAAUCGGCCACGGCGGCAUCGAUCGCGGCGGCGUUGGACUGCCGAUGGGCGCCGGCACCAUGCCCGGCGGUGUGGGCGGUGGCCAGGUGGGCGUGGCCGGUGGACAGCAAGUGGGCGUCGGACCGCCCGGGAGCGGUAACGGUGGCAAUUGCCAGAUAAGCGGCUCACAGCCGCUGGUCAUGCCCGGAUUCCCGUUGCGUAAUUCCCACUCAGCCCAUGCACCGCAUUAUUCGCCAUAUUCGCCAUCCAGGUUUCACAUAGAUAAACGCUGUCAGCACCGAUGUUCCUGGAAAUGCUUGAGCAUCGCCUUAAUAUUCGUAUCCGUCGUCCUAACAGCCAUGUUGGCAUACUUUGCAGCAGUCAGCUCGAUGAAGCCGAACAUGGACAGCACCAACUGCAUCCUAGUCCAGGACGUCAAGUCGCAGCCGCAUGAUCUGCGGGGCGGAUUGGGCGGCAAGGCGAACGAGAAGGGCGUGGCCACGGCCUUUCCCACGGAGGAAUCGAUCCAGACCAGCACCUCGGACCACGGCCCGAACGGAGUCCAUGGCCUGCUGAAUCCUGCGGCGGGUGGAGCGAACGGAGCCAGUAAUUUGGGCAUCCAGCAGCAGCUGCUCCUGCAGCAACAACAGCCGCACUCGAUCAACCAACCGCUCACGCCGCUAGAUGCCACCAAUACGCAGCUGCAGGAUCACCACCAGUUGACCUACGGCGGGGCCAUGGUCGGUGGUGGACCGAACGGCGGUCUGAACGGCGGACUGGGCGGUCAGUUGAUGCAACAGCCGGGCGGACUGUCCAAUGGCCACCACCAUCAGGCGCUGCAGCCCCAACUCGGCGGUGUGGUGGAGCUGAAGGAGUUCAAUGAGGCCUACCAUGCCACCAUACCCGCCUAUCAGUUCUGGACCCUGGAAUUCCGCAACAAGCAUCCCGCAUUCAUCAGAUUCAAUUUCACUCUGCCCUGGGGCGCCCACUUUGCGGUCUAUUCGCGUCGCAAUGUGGCGCCAUCGGUGACGCAGCACGAUUUCGUGGAGUUCAUCAAGGGCGGUCGGCUGGACAGUCAUCUGAGACAUCGCCGCAGCUCCAAUGGCACAUCAUCCCCACACUCUUCGAUAGCCGGCCAGGAUGUGGAGCUGUAUGGGCAGGAGCGGGAGCGGGAGCAACAGAGUGCGGAAUCGGCCCAGGAUCAGAAUUCGGAACAGGACGACAGCCGGAGCUUCGACUCGAGUGAGUCGUACGAUGUGGAAACGCCCCUGGACACGGCCAAGCAACACCUGCAGCGGAUUGGAAAGCCCCAGAGCCACUGGCUCAACAAACGAUCCGCCGGCGAUGGUCUGCCCGCUCUGGACGUGGAUGCCAUGACGGUGAAUGUGUCGCUGCUGCAGUAUCUGGACACCGGGCUAUGGUUCAUAUCGGUCUACAACGACGAACUGGUGGCCCACUCCGUUUCCCUGCUCGCCGAGGAAGCCGAGGGCGUCAGCACCACCUGUCCAAACGAUUGCUCCGGCAGGGGAAGCUGCUAUCUGGGCAAGUGCGACUGCAUCGAUGGCUAUCAGGGCGUGGAUUGCUCCAAAAGCGUCUGUCCGGUGCUGUGCUCGGCACACGGCCACUACGGCGGAGGCGUCUGCCACUGCGAAGAGGGCUGGAAGGGGGCCGAGUGCGACAUUCCGGUGGGCGAGUGCGAGGUGCCCAACUGCUCCAGCCACGGACGCUGCAUCGAGGGCGAGUGCCACUGCGAGCGCGGCUGGAAAGGACCCUACUGCGAUCAACACGACUGCCUGGAUCCCUUGUGCUCCGGACACGGCACCUGUGUCGCCGGACAAUGCUACUGCAAGGCCGGAUGGCAGGGCGAGGAUUGCGGCACGAUCGACCAGCAGGUGUACCAAUGCCUACCCGGAUGCUCCGAGCAUGGCACCUACGACCUGGAAACAGGUCAAUGUGUGUGCGAGCGCCACUGGACGGGACCCGAUUGCUCUCAAGCCGUCUGCAGUUUGGAUUGCGGCCGGAACGGAGUGUGUGAGUCCGGAAAAUGCCGCUGCAAUUCCGGAUGGACUGGCAACCUGUGCGACCAACUGCCCUGCGAUUCCCGCUGCUCGGAACAUGGCCAAUGCAAAAAUGGCACCUGUGUCUGCUCCCAAGGAUGGAAUGGUCGUCACUGCACGCUGCCUGGCUGCGAAAAUGGAUGCUCUCGACAUGGACAAUGUACCCUGGAAAAUGGCGAAUACCGUUGCGAUUGCAUUGAGGGAUGGGCUGGAAGCGACUGUUCCAUCGCACUGGAACUGAAUUGCAAGGAUAAUAUCGACAAUGAUGGCGACGGCAUGACCGACUGUUCCGACAGCGAGUGCUGCUCACAUCCCGCCUGUUCGGAGCACAUCAUGUGCCUGUCGUCCAACGAUCCCGUGGAGGUCCUGCUCCGGAAACAGCCCCCCUCGGUGACGGCCUCCUUUUACCAGAGGGUCAAGUUCUUGAUCGAGGAGAACUCGGUGCAGUCGUACGCCCACAUGGACGAGUACAGCGAAAAUCUCUUCUGGAGCUCGUUCACACCUUGUCGCGUAUCGGUGAUGCGAGGUCAGGUGAUCACACCCCAAGGUCUGGGCAUCGUCGGCAUCCGGGUUUCCGUGGAUCGUGAUUCCCGAUUUGGGUUCACCCUAACUCGUCAAGGAGGAUGGUUCGAUGUGCUGGUGAAUGGUGGCGGAGCGGUGACCUUGCAGUUCCAGCGCUCUCCCUUCCGACCUUUGACCCGCACCGUCUUUGUGCCCUGGAACCGGAUCGUGGUGCUUCCGCCCGUGCAAAUGCAGCUGAGCGACGACGACGAGACGACCAGCCGGAAUAUCAAGGUGGCUCCGCUGAAUCCCGCCCUGACGUUCCUGAACUCGAUCCACUAUCACACGGCGGACGAGGCCAACGAUGCCAGCAAGGUGUGCAUGGACCACGAUCACGAGAAGCUGCGGCCUCAGCUGAUCAGCACCUGGAUGCCAAAUGGAGUGGGCGCCAUGCCCGGCAAGAGGGUCAUCUUUGCCGAAACUCAGAUCGUGCAAGAAUCCAUCCAGAUCCCGGGCUCGGAUCUCCACCUGACCUACCAAUCCUCGCAGGCCAGUGGCUACCUGAGCAUCGUGCGCAUGCGUCUGACCGCUGAGACCAUUCCGCCCACCCUGACCCACGUGCAUGUGGGCGUGGAGAUCGAGGGCGCCCUGCAUGUGAAGACCUACGAGGCGGACCCCAGUUUGGUGCACACGUUUGCGUGGAACAAGCGCAACGUGUACCGCCAGAAGGUUUACGGUGUGACCGUGGCCCGGAUUUCGGUGGGCUACCAGCACAGCACCUGCCAGUCGCCCGUUUGGAUCGCCCAGACGGCCAAGUUGCAGGGCUACGACGUGGACAUAUCCGACAUCGGGGGAUGGGGUCUGGACAUCCACCACCACUACAACUUCCACGAGGGCAUACUGCAGAAGGGCGAUGGCAGUACGCUGCACAUGAAGGAAUACCCGCGAACGGUUAAGGUGGUGAUGGGCACCGGCCUGCAGCGACCUUUGACCUGCCCCGACUACUGCAACGGCGUGGCCAAGGAUGCCAAGCUGCUCACUCCGAUUGCCCUGGCCACCGGACCGGACGGCAGUCUCUAUGUAGGCGACUUCAAUCUGGUGCGUCGCAUUACGCCCGACGGCAAGGUGUUCACCAUCCUUCAGCUGAGUGCCACGCAGGUGUCGUAUCAGUAUUACCUGGCCGUCUCGCCGGCCGACGGACACCUGUACAUCUCCGAUCCGGAGAGGCACCAGAUCCUGCGGCUGCUGCGGCUCGAGAAGGUGAAGGAUCCGAGCAUCAACAGUGAUCCCGUGGUGGGCAGUGGCCAGCGCUGCAUUCCCGGCGACGAGGGCAAUUGCGGCGAUGGUGGACCCGCCCUCCUGGCUCGACUGUCCCAUCCCAAGGGACUGGCCAUCGCAGCCGAUCGCACCAUGUACAUAGCCGAUGGCACCAACAUCCGAGCCGUGGACCCCAAGGGUGUGAUCCACACCCUAAUUGGCCAUCACGGACACCACAAUCACUGGAGUCCGGCUCCCUGCAGCGGCACCCUGAUGGCCAAUCAGGCGCAGUUGCAAUGGCCCACCGGCCUGGCACUGAGUCCCUUGGACGGCUCACUGCACUUCAUCGACGAUCGCCUCGUCCUGCGCCUCACCUCGGACAUGAAGAUCCGCGUGGUGGCCGGCACACCGCUGCACUGCAGCAACGGCGGGCAGGAUGGCAGGGUCAACAAGACGGGCACGGACAAUGUCCUGGGCACCGUUCUGGCCAUGGCCUUCUCGCCCUUCGGCAAUCUCUACAUUGCGGACAGCGAUUCGAGGAGGGUCAAUUCCAUUCGCGUGGUGGACACGGCCGGAACUAUGCGAUACUUUGCCGGAAAGCAGGAGGGCACAGGAUCCCAGACCUGCGACUGUGCGAUUGGAGGCGGUGGCAAUGGCAGCGCUGCCUCCGCGGGAGUGGGCGGGGCCAGCGGCGGCGCCUAUUCGACAACGGUUAACCCAACGCGGCCGAAUGGCGGCACCACGCCCACCACCCCGUCGGGCGGAAACGGAAGCGGAAAUGGCAACGGUUCGUCGGCCACCUCGAGCGGUGGUGGCUCCUCCUCCGGCGGUGGGGCGAACGGCAGUGGUGCCUGCAUCUGUGCCGGCGGCAUUGCUCUCUCCACCGGAUCCGGCUCGAACUCCGGCUCCGGAAAUGGCAACGGCAACGGCGGCGGCACCCUGGCCAGCAUCGUGGGCAGCGGCGGACUGAUGUCCACGGGACCCACAACGACCACCACCGUGCUGCUGGGCGCCAAGACCACGGCGGCGGGCAUCGGCGGCGGGGCGGCCACCUUGAACGACGACGGCACACUCAGCAACGCGGAGACGCUGCUCUCCUCGAACGCCCGAUUCCAGGCCAUUUCCGCCAUCGCGGUGGCCCAGGACGGGGUCAUCAAUGUGGCCGAUCAAGGAUCUCUGCACGUGUUGGCCCUGGAGCACUACCUGCCCUCGCACGACGAGAACGGCGAGUUCCACAUCCCCUUCCCGCCCUCCAGCGAGAUCUACGUGUUCAACCGGUACGGCCAGCAUGUGGCCACCAAGGACCUGACCUCGGGCAAGACCCGCUACAGUUUCCUCUACUCGAAGAACACCAGCUUCGGCCGCCUGUCCACGGUGACGGAUGCGUCGGGCAACAAGAUCCAGUUCCUGCGCGACUACAGCAACGUGGUUAGCUCGAUCGAGAACACCCAGGACCACAAGUCGGAGAUCCAGAUCAACGGCAUCGGGAUCAUGACCAAGCUGAGCGAGAAGGGUCGCCAGGAGAUCGAGCUGGACUACGACAGCAAUACGGGCCUGCUCAAUUCGCGCUCCUCGGGCGGCGAGACAUACAUCUAUCAGUACGAUGAGUUUGGCCGCGUCACCGGCCUGAUCCUGCCCAGCGGCGAGAUAGUGCGCAUCACCUCCCAACUGGCGGCCAGCCAAGGGCUGACUGUCCGCGUCCAUGCCUCCGUCGAGUCGCUCUUCUCGCGAGAACGCCGCGCCGGCGAGGCCAACGAGCUGCUGGUCCUGGGCGGCGUACGGUCCACCCAUCUGAAGCGCGGCCAGGCGCACGCCGAUGCCGAACUGAAGGCCAACAACACCCUGGUGAUCCACGGCGACAAUGGUGUCGUGGUGGAGGCCUCCGCCGUCGCCCGUCAUCCCCUGCUGGAGGCCGCCCUGCCCGUGGAGGCCGAAAUGCUGGCCAUGUGGUCGCACCAGAGCGUCACCAUGGGCGAGGGCCUGACCAACUCGAUGUACUCGGUGUACAGCCUGGUGGGCGAUGUGCGCAAUCCCCAGCAGACGCUGAACCGCGAACUCUGGGUGAACCAGUCGCGGGUGCUCGGCGUCGAGUUCGAUCAGUACACCAAUCGUGAGACCUUCUACGAUGCCCGCCGCACGCCCAUCCUGAUCGUGGCGUACGACCAGUCCGGGCUGCCCAAGUCCUACUAUCCAACCAACGGGCAUCCGGUGAACAUCACCUACGAUCGCUUCAAUCGCGUCGAGGGCUGGGCCUGGGGCCCCGCCGAGCUCAAGUACAGCUACGACCGGCACGGCCUGCUCUCGGAGAUCACCUCGCAGCAGGACGGCAUCGUUUCGUUCGUGUACAACGACUGGAAUUUGGUAUCCGAGAUCGGUUUGGCCAGCCAGCGCAAGUUUGUGCUGCAGUACGACGACGCCGGCGGACUGCGGCACGUGGUCCUGCCCUCGGGCACACGGCACAGCUUCAGCAUGCAGACAUCCAUUGGCUUCAUCCGGUGCACCUACACGCCGCCGGGCAGCACCAGGGCCUACCUGCAGCACUACAGCCAUGCGGGCGCCCUGCUCCAGACCAUUUUGCCGGGCGACGGGGCCCGCAUCGUCUAUCGCUACAAUGCCGCCGGCCAGCUGACCGAGGUGGUGCACGGCGACGGCCGGAGCGAGUUCCAGUAUAACGAGGCCACCGGCAUGCCCAGCACGGUGUCGCACACGGAGCGGGAGCUGGAGUACCGCUGGGACUUUGAGUACGCCGCCGGCCUGCUGGCCGAGGAGCGCAUCGACUAUGUGGCCAAGACGGGCCUGAGCAAUGCCAAGUUCAGCUACGAAUAUGACUCACAGCUGCGGGUGGUGGCCCUGCAGGGACGGAUCGGUGGCCAGAGUCUGCCCACGCAAGCCUUUGCCUACGAUAUGCGCACCGGUCGACCAAGUUUGAUUGGCCAGUUCCGGUUCUCGCAGCCGGCGCUCAACCAGACGCAACUGCACGACGGCACGGCCAGCUUUACGCGCACCGUCGACGGUCGCUUCCAGACGCAACGCAUGGCCCUGGCCAUCCACCGAUUGGAGGUGUUCCGCAUGGAGUUCUCGUACGGCGUCCACGGACGCAUCGCACAGACGCGCACCUAUACGCGCAACAUGGCGGUGAACAGCUACACGAACGUGAAGAACUACACGUGGGACUGCGACGGGCAGCUGGUGGGCGUGGAGGCGCAGGAGCCGUGGGGCUUCCGCUACGAUGACAACGGCAACCUGCUGUCGCUCACGUACCGGGGCAACACCAUACCGAUGGAGUACAAUGGCCAGGAUCGGAUCGUGAAGUUCGGCGAGGGGCAGUACAAGUACGAUGCCCGCGGCCUGGUGGCCCAGAAUGCGCGCGAGGAGCGCUUCCACUACAACACCCAGGGCCUGCUGGUGAGGGCCUCGAAGCGGGGUCGCUUCGAUGUGCGCUACUAUUACGAUCACCUCAAGCGGCUGACCACGCGCAAGGACAACUUCGGGAAUGUGACGCAGUUCUUCUACACCAACCAGCAGCGGCCGUACGAGGUCAGCCAGAUCUACUCGCCGCGCGAUGGCAAACUGAUGUCGCUGACGUACGACGAUGUGGGCCAUUUGAUCUACGCCCAGGUGUAUCGGCACAAGUACUACGUGGCCACGGACCAGAGCGGCACCCCGCUGAUGCUCUUCAAUCAGUACGGCGAGGGCAUACGGGAGAUCAUGCGUUCGCCCUUCGGUCACAUUGUGUACGAUUCGAACCCCUACUUGUACCUGCCCAUCGACUUUUGUGGCGGCAUUCUCGACCAGGUGACCACGCUGGUGCACAUGGGCGACGGCCGGGUGUACGACCCCCUCAUCGGCCAGUGGAUGUCGCCGGACUGGCAGCGCGUGGCCGAGCGGAUCAUAACGCCCACUCGGCUGCAUUUGUACCGCUUCAAUGGCAACGAUCCCAUCAAUGUGGGCCACGAGCGCCACUAUCCGCAGGACUUUGCCGCCUGGAUGCGCACGCUUGGCUACAAUGUGGGCAAUCUGGUGCCGCAGUUGGCCCGCGAUCUGUGGCAGCCGCCUGCCCUGUGGGGCCGCCCACCGGCCAAUCCGGUGGCCAAUCCGGUGGCCCUCAAUCUCCGGCGGCCCUUCGAUAAUAUACCCACCAUGGCGGUGGAGAGCGGCUUCCUGGCGCACCUCAACGUGCGCCGAAUGUCGGACUUUGAGCAGCUCUCCGCCCCGCCGCGGUCCGCCCUCAAGUGCGAUGUGAUGGACCCCUCGCCCAAGACCAUCGGAUCGGACACGGAGCCGCCGUUCGGCAAGGGCAUCGUGGUGUCGCGCACCGCCGACGGCCAGGCCAUCGUGUCCAGUGUGCCGGCGGCCAAUGCCAUUUACCGCGACGUCUACACCAGCGUCUUCAAUCGCUCCAAGCUGCUCCCCUUCACCUUUGUGGUGCACAAUGCCCAGCAGGACUCGUUCUUCUUUGUGAAGGAGGAUGCCUGGCGGGCCACCGAGGAUCGACAGCAACUGAAGCGGCUGCAGGGACAGGUGAACACCACCUUCCAUGAGAUCACCCGCGAGACGACAGUGGGAGUGGGAGCAGGAGGAGCAGGAGGAUCAGGAGGAUCAGGAGGAGGAUCUUCUGCGGCCCCAUCAUCAUCAUCAUCAUCAUCUAGCUCGUCGGCAAACACGGGCAACUAUCUGGAUGUGAAGAUACAUGGGGCGCAUGCCAUCAUCAAUCUGCGCUACGGCACCACGGUGGCCAAGGAGCAGCAGCGACUGAUGCACCAUGCCAAGCUGACGGCGGUGCGGAAGGCGUGGCACCGCGAAAAGGAGGCGCUGCGCAGCGGGCUGACCACCGCGCUCGAGUGGAGCCAGCAGGAGACCGAGGAGAUACUCAAGCAGAGCUAUGCCAACAACUACGAGGGUGAGUACAUCCACGACGUGGCCCUGUAUCCGGAGCUGGCGGAGGAUCCCUACAACAUCAAGUUCGUGAAGAAAAAGGGCGCCACCGGCGGCGCGGCGGGGGUGGCCAAUUCGCGUCGGCGUCGCCGCCGAUCCACCGAUCCUGUCCAGGCAGAGGAGGUCGUCGACUGUUAGCUCAACGGAGGACCAGCAACCAGAGCUGCCGGAGCAGCUGGAGGAAACCCCAAAAAACCAGCCACUAAAAAGCAAGGAGCGCCGUAAAACCGAAGAACAGGAGACAUAAUUAUUUAUAUUUAUACAUAUAUAUAUAUAAACCUAUAUAUAUAUAUAUAUAUAUAUAUAUAUAUAUAUAUAGUACAUAAAUCUAUGUUAUUGAACCAGUUUUUUGAUGUCAAGGAACAUUAUAUUUAUAUAUAU
Molecule: messenger RNA, 11771 nt
Organism: Drosophila gunungcola (fruit fly)
Lineage: Eukaryota; Metazoa; Arthropoda; Insecta; Diptera; Drosophilidae
Gene: Ten-a
Product: teneurin-a
Biological process (GO): motor neuron axon guidance
Source: RefSeq, a predicted model, not a curated record